This is a messenger RNA of Ornithodoros turicata, 1732 nucleotides long. RefSeq lists its product as uncharacterized. The transcript is spliced from 4 exons. The record is from RefSeq and is a predicted model, not a curated record. NCBI's taxonomy places the organism in Eukaryota, Metazoa, Arthropoda, Arachnida, Ixodida, Argasidae. Bases 139 to 690 code for a protein of 183 amino acids.
CUCAUGCAACGUCAAAUGUGACGUGGUUAUGGUAUUUAUGGUGGCAGGUCGCCCAUUGGGCGACCGAAGCACAAUGCACAAGACAGUCGGGUAGCUGUAUGCGCUUUGCGCUUGGAAGUUGUCACGCGCGACGUCGUUAUGUCUGACAGCGAAUUUAGCGAUAGUGACGGAUCCCUGUCACUAAGCGGUGAAGAUGAGCUCAUCGGCGCCGGCCGAUUGAAUUACGUGGACGUCGAUGAUCCUUUCGCUGCUGACCCUUUACCACAACAACGUGGUCAGCCAGUGGAAGCAGUGGAUGAUUCGGAACCGACUGACUUCGGGUGUGUGUGCGGCCACUGCUCGCCGCAGGAGGCUGACGAGUAUAUAUGCUGCAUGACUGUAGGCAGGGUAGCAGCAGUUGCUGUUGACUCCGGUGUACGUUGCAUCACCCAACAUGUGCUGUUCCCUGAUUUCUGCACACGUCGGGAACUGUUGAUCGUCAACGGCGCUCCGUAUCGGCGACACAGCCGUCAGCUACGGCCGCUGGAUCCUAACGAUAACAGGUGCAUCAGAUAUGCAGCAUAUGCAUGUUUUACAAACUGGAUCUGGGGAUACCUUGGUCCAAGGAAUAGGCGCCAGAUACCAGGAUGUGUUGUCCGCACAAUCCGGAGCCUGUUCCCAUCAGUCACGUACACAGGCUACUUCCCCUGAAAGGGCUUGUGCACUUCGUCAUAAGCAUCACGACUUGAAUGGUCUUCUGAACGUAGCUGCCACCCAGUGUCCUUGUCAUUGAACCUGGAGCAAAUGACAAACAUAAGGACAAGCUGAUCUACGUCAAAGUCUGCAAAUAUCCUUGGCCUUUGGCAAAAAGGCCCUUCUCAGGGCCACCCCACAUGUCUGCAUCAGAGACCAUGCCUCUGCAUAGAAUAAGCCCUUAUCGUCAUUCAUGAUGAUGAUAUUUAUUAAUUAUAUUAAAUAUUAUUCAUUAAUUUACGUGCAUUCCUGAAAGGCCUGACAAAGGCACUACGUUUCUUCAACUUUUCUCAAUGCAGGACAGGAGCUGCUGGGUCAGCACACAGAUGCCUCAUCAUCCAACUGUGUUUUCAUCCUUGUUGGACACUGUGCAGCUGUAUUGGUACAUAUUUCUUUUGAAGGAGCAUGCAAGGACUCGAGAAUGAACAUGUCAGGGUUAGAGAAAACAGGUUUAUGAGUCCUGGGAUAGACAUUUGCACAAAACUAAGAGAGCAGCACAUAAUCUUGGAGUGCAAGAGAGCUAUUAAUCUCGUGGGUCAGAAAACCUGCUACCCUCGGCUGCACACCGCAAUGCUAUGUGCCAAUACUUAGGCGAGUGCCUUCUUCUCUCAUCUUCCUUUUUGCAAUCCGAUUUCGUGCCACCCAUCCCGUGUCUUGGUUGGUUGCUAGCUUUAGCAGAUAACUCUCUAUGACCAAUGACAUGUGCUCUGCGAGGAGUCAUUAGGAUCCACUGGGUGACGUCUCCACCACUGCACACUCUCUUGCAUAGCAAUUCUUCCAAUAAAUUAGCACUUCCCAAAGGAAAUAUUUUGUGUGACAGUUUCAGAGUGGUAGCUCAUGUGACAGAGUAAAAUUUUGAAGUGCCUUCCAUGCUCCUUUAAAGCUCUUAGCAUUUUAUCUGCUACACAUGCACUGUUUUUGCAGGUUAGCUAUGCAACAAAUACAACUGGCAUGCAUUGGCAUGGCACUGUCAUAUGCAACUCAAUGAACCUGCUGCAGG